Anarrhichthys ocellatus (wolf-eel) is the source of this 4513-nucleotide messenger RNA. RefSeq names its product mucin-12. The transcript is spliced from 4 exons. NCBI's taxonomy places the organism in Eukaryota, Metazoa, Chordata, Actinopteri, Perciformes, Anarhichadidae. The coding region runs from base 545 to 4066 and encodes 1173 amino acids. The record is from RefSeq and is a predicted model, not a curated record.
GGGAGUGAGAGGAAAAAGGAGAGACAGAGAGAGAGAGCGAGAGAGAGAGGAGGAGGUAAAAAGGCAAGACAUAGUAGGACUGACAGUGUUGGAGGCAGCAUACUGGAGCAUACUGCUGUGUUGUGAUUAUGGAGUGAGCGUGGAGCGGCCGGACCAAAACAAGAGGAGAAGGGAUUACAAUGAGGACACAGCUAGGCUUGAUGCCUGAUCAAUAAAAGGUAGGAUAGUUUAGAAUCUGAGCCUUUUAAGCACAGGGGGCUUACUAAGCAGCGCUGCUUUGCAGAACUGACUGCCUGCAGACUCCUUUGAGUUUGCAUUCUGCCACCAAGGGAUUUGAGAUAUGAAGACAAAGUCACUCGAAACCUUGAGGACACUGUGAUGACACACAACAGAAAAGCGGACAACUAGCUCCUGACAUUUGGACUCAAGAAAACGAGACAUCCCCGCAGCAGGAUCGAGCAAAAUCACUCAGGCGGAUGUAAUGGUGUGGAAACGCUGCCGCUCUCUCGAUUCGUAAAAGGUUUUUGAGUCAGCCACACAAGGGAUGGGGAGACGAGCGGCCGACCUGACAACUUCGGUUCCAGUUUUAGGUGUCCCCGCCCUGGUUGGAGUGCGUGGCUGGAGGACAACGGGAGGCGGCAGAAGCAGAGGAGCCCUGCUGCAGACGUGGGGACCUCAGUGCAGCAUUGGUGUUCAGACGUCCCCAGGGAUCAGCAGACAAUCCACCCAGCACGGUGUACAGCUAACCGACACACUCUCGACGCCAUCAGAUAACAUUACUCAAACGACCAAGAGCUACAUUACGAAGGAGACGGAGUACGAGGAGAUAUUACUGCUAACAAAGAGUGACAAAGAGAAAAGGACUCUUUUAAAACAGAAAAAUGGGGAAUCCAAGACCAAAAAGGAAGUGACUUUCAAAGCACUUGGAGGUGAGGCCUCUCAGGAUGUGGCCUGCAGUCAGAGGAGCAGUUGUGGGACUUAUUGCUAUGCCAGGGCAAUCAAGACCAACCCACACCUUGCGGUAACCAACGUCAGGCCCAAAUUGAAAUCUGCCACCCGCUACACAAAUGGCAGCGUGGUAGAUUCGGAGGCGAUUGGUGGGAUUAGCGUUCAUAACGAUGAGGCAGAGCCUGCAAACUCUCGUGGAAGAGACCAAACAAGACUGCAAGGUCACUAUGCGGAGCGGUGUGAGAAGACGCUGCUGUUAUCUUCCGACCCACCUUUCAGUGUGACACAAAAGAUAUGCUGCCAUUGCGGAGGCAGACAGUCUGUAACUGCCGGAGUUGCGACUUUAGUGGAGAAAAGCUCCGCUGGUGAUGCUUGCCUCGGAGAGAAACCAUUAAAGGCAGCCCUCACCUCGCUCUCCAACACCACGCAUGUCCCCAUGCCGAACAUUGAGAAGGACAUUAAGCCAAGCCAUUAUGAGAUCUCUGAGAGCAUCAUGUACAGAGACAAAAGGACACAUGUUAAUCCACAACUGUUAUAUAUCAGUGAAGAACUAAAGUAUGGAAAAGCACCACACCCAGCAUGCCCAGUGCACUCCAGGGGCAACUUGGUCACUUUGUCGCAGACACAUGCUGCAAUCGAUGCGACAUCGCCUCAACCCACUGCCAUCCUACAUGCUACAACCAUCACGGUCACUAAAGCAACUAUUGAAACAAGACAAGAGGAUGCCAGUACAAAAUCUUUGGCAAAACCAUCCCAGGACAGUAAGAUCCCCCGGCCAACAAGCCUCACGUUGACCCCACAGAUGGCCACGGCUACCAAACCGAACAACCCGCAUUCACACACUUAUCCUAAGCACCCCCGGAUACCCCAACACAACUCUACGCAACGCAGCAUGCCUCAAAAUGUGUGCACGUCUGUACACGCUACGCCCGAAGGUGCUCUGUCGCCACCUUCUCGUUUGCACACCGCAGCUACCGGACUUGGAAACACAACCAUCGACAACAUGCUGGAAACAAUCACAAGCUUCAAUACCGCACUGAUGUCCACUGAAAGUAUACCCGCCGAAGUUGCUCAACGUGAAACAAAUGCAGCGCGAGUAAACACAGCAACAAAAACAACUCAUAGCCCACGAAUGACCCCAAAACGUCCCAACUUAGCACUGGCAGCCAAUGCAUCAGACCCCAUUCAUAAACAGGAAACAACUGCGCCACAUUCACCCGCGAGCCCACCACAUACACCACGCGCUCCAGAUCAUACGACGCAAGAAAAGCCGUGCUCAAAUGUAGACAGCAAAUCACCAGGUGAAGUGUCUUUUAUCGACACUGUAAUGGCCUCAACUGUAUUCCCCACACCACACACAAGGACGCCACAUCCACUUCUCAGCACCGUUGUCCCACGCAGCACAUUGAAUCACAACACUAACCCAGAUCAUAUAAGCACUAAACAUAAAUCUGCUGCAAGACAAAUGUUUCAACAAAACUGCUCCAAUUCUGAGCCCACACUUCACGUCUCUACAGCAUCUCUAAACACAACGCCAAGUGCAGCAAAACCCCUGGACUCAAAAGCUAGGCUGCUUUCAAGUGCGGCCCCCAGCUCCACGUCUACACGCGGCGGCACUCGGCACGGAAAUAAAGCCCUCAGGUACUCCUCAGUCAAUCUGAAAAAUUCACCACCCACAGCCACCACCUCUUCAUCUGCGUCGACAGGGAACCAAAGUAAUGUCUGUGUAUCAGGUGCAUCUUCACGUCAAUCAGCAGACACAACACAACACGACACAGAUCUCAGUCGUAACGAAGCGCCUCGCGUACAUCGACCUGAUCGCAUGCGGGCAACAGACAGCAGAGUCUGUAAAGAAUCUGGUGUCGUUCGCAAUCAGGAAAGCAACUUCGCAACAACUCCAGUUGAAUUAUCUGAGCCGCUAAAUGUGUCAAAAAAUCACAACAGAGGUGGUGAUGCGAGCCCCCACCCUCCUAAAUCAACCAUUACUUACGAUACUGAAUCUGAUGAAAACAUAUUCAAUGGUAAUCUACUCAAUGAAUUAGUUGUGCGUGAGUCAAAUGACCAUGAAGAUUCAAAUCUGUCCCAGGUCACCAACCUUCAGAAUCACAUUUCCCUAAUUAAGUCAAGCAGCUCUUGUCUGCAGGGUUGCAUAAACACAGAACAACAAAGACUUGCACAUUGUCAAGGAUAUGCAGAAACAGGACAUGAGGGACACUGCGCUACAUGCCCACCAGUAAAAACAGCCCAGGAGACGGAUUCAAAUGCAGAGCAGUUUGCCGCGGGAGUCUCAGUCAGGCAUGCAAAUAUUAAGCUUAAAUCCAAUGCGGAUAAACAGACCUUUCCCAAAUACCCAACACCCACUCCCAAAGCACAGACAAACUGUGCGCCCAUCAUCUCAUCACUUGAAAACACUGGUGCACAUGUCGAGCACAUCACCGAACCUUCCGUCAACCAAAACUCUGAGUCAGGCCGUUCAUCCCAAAUACCACAAGCACACACAAGUCCGGAGCUUUCAUUCACUGCACCGGGCCCUGAACGAGGUUCCACGCCGCCGUCGUUGACGACGCACACGGCAUCCCUUCCCCGCCUCCGGUGCUGCGAGGCGAAGGCAAUCGUCAGACCGGAUUCGGAGUUUAGCCCUGCUCACCCCCACCCAGCCGCUAUGGCCCUGUUGCUGCCGCCCUCCCCACAGUGUCGCAAAUCAGCAGCCCUGCAGCAGAGGCUGGAGACGGUGGAGGCCAGCCUGGCAGCCAACAAGGACAGGAUCACUACUCUGCUCAACAUUAUCCAUGACCUGGAGACGUGCCACACUCCCACCGGCGGUCGGCGAAGCUACAAAACUGGACAGGACCUCAGAAACUGCUCAACCUGCCAGAAGACUGCUUGUAUUGUCUACAGUGUGGAGUAUGACUUCAGGCAGCAGGAAAGACGCUUCUUGGAAGUUUUGAAUCAUCCAGCAAGAGGAAAUAAUGCUUUCUCCGUGCACCUAUCCCAGCCCCUGAACUUCAGCCUGCUCCGAAAUGUCGUCAUUAAGAACUUAACAAAGUCAAAGGUGAGAAGCAAAAAGCUGUGCAAGACCCUGUUCAAGUGGCUGCCCAAGAAGAUCCAGCAAGUGUAGACCUCUAAACAAUACCUGUGUGCUGUUUCAUUGAUAGCCAUAAGCCUGUGUUUCAAGUGACCAGCAGAAGCCUUCACGGAGGACUCUAUUCCCUUCCUACCCAUAGAAUGAGAUUAGGCUCUUACCCGGUAGAGUUCCACUCUCCUGCACAUUGUCAGAGCUUAUUAACAUGAUUUUGUACUCAAAUUUGCCCCUGAUCUGUGUGACCUUCAGCUAGUUUCAUCGAAAAGGAAUUCAUAAUUUUACCUUUGAAAGUUAAUGUUAUUUUGUUGUCAACCUGCCUGCUUACAAUUUAUGGCUAACCAUAGCCACAGAUUUCUUAAUCAGACAUUCUGUUAUGCACAGUUCUGAUUAAUGCACUAUGAGUUACCAUUGAUGUUACAUUUCCCCUUCAACUGUCCCCCUUACCUGCUUCUCCUGAGACUAAAUGUGCAGCAUAGGACACGU